Aplysia californica (California sea hare) is the source of this 1565-nucleotide messenger RNA. Its product is annotated as glutathione S-transferase 1. Gene Ontology annotation, biological process: glutathione metabolic process. The record is from RefSeq and is a predicted model, not a curated record. Gene Ontology annotation, molecular function: glutathione transferase activity. Lineage: Eukaryota; Metazoa; Mollusca; Gastropoda; Aplysiida; Aplysiidae.
AUGAUCUACUGCCAAUAAAUACACAGCAAGUAGAUCUACACAAUUCGUCUUUUUAUUGACACCAUUGUUACUUUUGAAGGCAGGCUGCUUCGCCCUUAUCAGAGCUAUCUCGGCUUAGUUGGAUACAUCAUCCCAGUAGAAAGAAGAGGACAGUAUUUUAAUUAUAUUUCUUCAACGGCGCUUUAAAGUCCAAGUCAGGCAAAGACAGAGAGAGAGAGAGAGAAUUAUUCUUAUCACAUCGAACGUCUUCAUGGUUAUAAAAAUAACUUCCUUGUCUACGUAAAUAACAUCAAGGAAAAUGAGGAAACAUGACAUGAACAUUUUUUGAAGUGAAGAGAAAAACUUGCCAAAGAGACGGCUGUUGAGAAGAUUAAAAACCCUCAAAAGUUUCGAGUUUCUGAAGUCCAAGAACAGUUUUAUCCAGGAUAUCGUUGAAUAACACCAGAGAUACAAGAACAUCUGGAAAAAGAAACAGUACAAUCCUCAAGAACGAAUAAUCGAUUGCGCAAGCAAAACAUUAAAAUGUCAUCACACUAUAAUUAUCACAAAAAGACCAACAGCAACGACAAAAAAUAAAAAACAACUGACAACUAAAAUGAUUAGUAAUCCUGCUAAAAUAUUUACAUCAAAAAUUUAAACCGAAGACAGAUGCACUGGCUAAAUUAGGCACAAGACGGUGGUGCAAUUUUAACUAGAAUACAAAACAAAAAUCUUGGAAAAAAAACAACCCCCCCCCCCCCCCCAAAGACAGGGGGGAAAGCAAUCCAAAAGAAUAAAUUAGAUAGGAGUCCAAAAAAAGAGUCAAAACUAGAAGAAAGUUGUUAAAAAAGUAGAAUGUCCUUACUGAAGGCAGACAUCCCGCCUGCAAGGUCAAUGCGACCUUUCGACCCUUCACCUCUGAGGCGACCUGCAGUCACACCACAAUGGCGCUGGGCCCAUAAAUAUUUGGUAGAGCAGAGGUAUUUGCAGAGAACACAGUUCCUCGGAUUCACAAAGUUCAAAAUCGUGUCUCGGGAGCGGAGAGGCACGGCAGAGUUGUUCCGCAUGAUCUUCAACUACGCUGGCAUUCCGUGAUUGACCUCAAAGAGUCAGAAAUCCUCCAGAAAGCUUUUUUAGAGCUACAAACCCGAGCUGACGACAACGCAGAGCAGGCAUUCCAGGUGCUCCUCCCCCGUGUGUUCGACUCCUGGGAGCGCCACCUAGAGGCCUCCUUGGGCUACUUCAUCCUCUCCUCCGGCUUCUCUAUCGCCGACAUGGCCAUGUUCGACUUCCUGUCUCAAUACCGCGCUUACCUGCCCCUGGACAACCUUCUGGUGCAGCGGAAACACCUGUGUCGUCAUCUGGCGGCUGUUGAACGUCACCCGAUGCUCAAAGGAUACUUCCAGAAGUACAAUGGUGGAGGCAAGAACCCACCUGACAUUCUCGCCCAGCCCUAGGUCCACGCAGUGGCAAGCGGGGUUCGGGGUCGGUUAAGUAUAGAGCUUGUUGUAGAGCGGGGUUAUGCGUUCUACAAAUGCAAUUUAUUUUUUAUUACUACUAUUAUUAUUACUAUUAUAGUAGUAGUA